This is a messenger RNA of Contarinia nasturtii (swede midge), 458 nucleotides long. RefSeq names its product glycine-rich RNA-binding protein 2-like. The record is from RefSeq and is a predicted model, not a curated record. The coding region runs from base 97 to 393 and encodes 98 amino acids. NCBI's taxonomy places the organism in Eukaryota, Metazoa, Arthropoda, Insecta, Diptera, Cecidomyiidae. The transcript is spliced from 2 exons.
AGACAUUUGAUAAAUUUUUUAACAAUAAACAACGUCUGAGCACGUUAUAACUCAUUAAAAAAAUCAGUGUCUUUUAUUUACAAAGUUCAAAAUCAAAUGGAUCAAAUAAUAUCUACUCUGUACUUUGAUUCAGGUGGACAAAAUGGAUAUAAAAUUGGAGUAGGGGGCGGAUAUGGCGCCCACUCUGGUAUACACAGUCCACAACACAGUGGAGUUGGUGGUGGAUUUGGUGGCCACAAUUCUGGAUACGGUGGACAUAAUGGAUAUAAAAUUGGAGUUGGUGGUGGAUAUGGUGGCCUCAAUUCUGGAUAUAGACCACAUCGCAUUGGUGUGGGGGGUGGUUAUGGUGGCCACUCGGGCGGAUACGGUAGUGUCGAAACUCACGGAUACUAAUAUUUAAGCUUCAGUGCUUAUAUGUUUACUAUAAAAUAUUAAACAAAUCUGAACAAAUGAAACAA